AAGUCCUUUGUCCCUGGCGUCUGGUCCCCAUUCUCUGCCCGGCCUCUCUCCCUUCCCCUUCUCUGUUCUUGACGGCUCCGUCUCGCAUCUCAACAUGGCGCCCAAGAAACCAGAACCCAAGAAAGAGGAGCCGAAGAAGGAGGUGAAACGUCCUGAGCCAGAGGUGCCCAAGGAGAUCGUGUUCGACCCCAAGACGGUGACUGUUGAAUUCACCGCAGAGCAGAUUGAAGAUUUCAAGGAAGCUUUCAUCUUGUUUGACCGAACACCCGCCUCAGAGAUGAAGAUCACCUACGCCCAGUGCGGGGAUGUCAUGCGAGCCCUGGGCCAGAACCCGACCAAUGCCGAGGUCAUGAAGGUGCUCGGCAGACCCAAACCAGAAGAACUGAACACUAAGAUGUUGGACUUCGACACCUUCCUGCCAAUGCACCAACACAUCUGCAAGAUGAAGGACCAAGGAACGUACGAAGACUUUGUUGAAGGUCUGAGAGUCUUUGACAAGGAGGGUAACGGCACAGUGAUGGGCGCUGAACUUCGCCACGUAUUAGCCACGUUGGGUGAAAAGAUGACGGAGGAGGAAGUGGAGCAACUGCUGUCUGGACAAGAAGAUGCAAACGGAUGCAUCAACUAUGAAGCUUUUGUAAAACACAUCAUGGCUGGAUGAGAAUCGGGAGCUGCUGACGAACAUGUUACCAUCGACUUUUCCAGACUUGCCCUCCCUUGUGACUGACAGGACCUUCAUCCGUACACCCCUUGUUGAUCUGAACAGCCCUCAAAUUCCAUUCAACAUUGGUAUUUGUGAAAUGUCUUGUGAACUGAAACCUUUCUGUGAAUCUGUCAGAAACUAACAUUAAGGUUUUCCUUGUAUUGCCCCAAAAUAAUUGUUCUCUGUGUUAAUAAAAGUAUCCUUUCAAAUGAU
Messenger RNA from Amblyraja radiata (thorny skate), 916 nucleotides. Its product is annotated as myosin light chain 4. The transcript is spliced from 7 exons. NCBI's taxonomy places the organism in Eukaryota, Metazoa, Chordata, Chondrichthyes, Rajiformes, Rajidae. The coding region runs from base 95 to 661 and encodes 188 amino acids. The record is from RefSeq and is a predicted model, not a curated record. Gene Ontology annotation, molecular function: calcium ion binding. Gene Ontology annotation, cellular component: myosin II complex.